Entamoeba nuttalli P19 is the source of this 1077-nucleotide messenger RNA. RefSeq names its product isopentenyl-diphosphate delta-isomerase, type 2 protein. Gene Ontology annotation, molecular function: FMN binding; oxidoreductase activity; isopentenyl-diphosphate delta-isomerase activity. The record is from RefSeq and is a predicted model, not a curated record. The transcript has a single exon. Gene Ontology annotation, biological process: isoprenoid biosynthetic process. Bases 1 to 1077 code for a protein of 358 amino acids. Lineage: Eukaryota; Evosea; Mastigamoebida; Endamoebidae.
AUGUCUUUAACUCCAAGUAGAAAGCUAGACCAUUUAAAAUUUUGUUGUAAUAACGAAACUCAAAGCCAUCAAAGCACUCAUUUGGAAGAUAUAAUUCUUGAAAAAACAUGUUUUCCAAAACAAAGUUUGAGUUCAAUUCAAACCAAAAUUAACUUUUUUAAUAAAGAAUUAAGUAUCCCACUCAUUAUUGGUGCUAUGACUGGUGGAAGUAAUGACGUUAAAAUAGUUAAUAAAACAUUAGCCAUUGCAGCAAAUGAAACAAAUGUAGCUGUUGGAGUUGGAUCACAAAGGUUUGGACUAGAAAGUAAUGAUGAAGAAAUACUUGAAAGUUAUCGAGUUGUAAGAGAAUGUGCACCAAAUGCUUUUAUUAUUGGAAAUAUAGGAUCAGUUCAAUUAACAGAAUAUGGAGAAGUAUUAGAUGACUUAAUAGCUAUGAUUAAAGGUGAUGCCAUUGCGGUCCAUUUAAAUUGGGAACAAGAAUUAGUUCAAGCAGAAGGAGAUAGAGAUGGAAUUGAUGUCCUUCGUUUAAAAGAAAUUAUUUCAAAAUGGAAUGGUACUGUUAUUGGUAAACAAGUUGGUCAUGGAAUGAUGAAAAAAGAUGUAAUGAUUUGUCAGGAAUUAGGUAUGAAGGCAGUAGACAUUGCUGGAAUAGGUGGCACAUCUUUUGCUGGUGUUGAAUGUCUUCGUGCUCAAGAGAAAAAACAAUACCAACAAAAUAGACUUGGUAAAUUAUUAUGGGAUUUUGGUGUUCCUACUGCAAUGAGUAUUUGGGAAGCAUCUCAAUGUUCACUUCCUAUUAUUGCUAGUGGUGGUAUUCGUAAUGGUUUAGAAAUAGUUAAGUCAAUGACAUUAGGUGCAUCAUUAGCUUCAAUAACAAAGCCAUUUGUUUCCUUGUAUUCAGAAGGAAGUGAAGCAUGUAUCAACUAUAUUAAUUCAAUAAAAAAUGAAAUACAAUCAUCACUAUUUCUUUGUGGAUGUCCAAGUGUUAAUGAAGCACAUUCAAUUCCAAAAAUUAUUACUGGUGAAUUAUAUCAUUGGAUGAAACAACGCAAUAAAAUGAUUACAAACAAUAUUUAA